UUAACAUGUAAACACCAGAGAGGAAUGUGAUCAAUAAUGAAGCUUUGGAUCUAUAAAAGACCCUCAAGGCUGAGCGUCCUGCACACAGGUGGUGGUGAAAAGAUGAAGGCCAUGCAGGUGAUUUCCUUGACUCUGCUGUGUGCUCUCGCAGCCAGCGCUCAGGUGUUGAAGUUCGGUAAAUGCCCCACACCUGCUGUUCAGGCCAACUUUGAUCCCACCAGGUACAUUGGUAAGUGGUACGAGAUCAUGAAGCUGCCGACAGCCUUCCAGAAAGGCGAGUGCGGCACUGCCACCUACAGCCUGAAGGGUCCUGGAGUCCUCGGGGUCUUCAACAGGGAGCUGCUUGAUAAUGGAAGCAUUAAUUCUAUCGUCGGCCAGGCCAAGGUCAAGGACCCCGCUGUGCCCGCCAAACUUGAGGUCUCCUUCUCUGGAACUCCCCCUGGUCCCUACUGGGUGCUGUCCACCGACUACGAGGGCCACUCUCUGGUCUACGGCUGCACCGACUUCGGCCUUUUCCGCAUGGAGCUGUCCUGGAUCCUGAGCAGAGAGCCCACCCUCUCUGCGGAGACCGUAGAGCAGCUGCAUGGCAUCCUGACCUCCGUCGGAGUCAACGUGGACAAGAUGAUCCCCACCAACCACGACGAGGUUUACUGCAGCCCCAUGGACGAGUAAACAGAGUCACUCCUGUUUCAGCCUCUGCAGGUCUGAGAGACAGGGGGACAUGUCAUAGUGGACUGUGGUGUGUGUUAUCCUGUCAAUGCGUAGUGCAAAGACAGUGCAAUAAACCUGU
Messenger RNA from Plectropomus leopardus (leopard coralgrouper), 790 nucleotides. Its product is annotated as apolipoprotein D-like. Gene Ontology annotation, cellular component: cytoplasm. Gene Ontology annotation, molecular function: lipid binding. NCBI's taxonomy places the organism in Eukaryota, Metazoa, Chordata, Actinopteri, Perciformes, Serranidae. The record is from RefSeq and is a predicted model, not a curated record. Gene Ontology annotation, biological process: tissue regeneration; response to reactive oxygen species; lipid transport.